AUGUAUGAAGAUCAAACACCAAACUGGGUGCAAGUUAAAAGCAAGGUAUUGAGUUUUACUAAGGAAUGCAGUCUCAGGAUGAGGGGAAAGAUGUGGGGAGAUUUGUAUGAUUUCCAAGUAUUAUCUUCCUUUUGUAUAAAGUGUAUUCCAGUGCUUAAUAAGAUGGUGAAGGAAUGCUUUUUCAAGUUUUCAGGGAUUAAUCAAAUAUUAAUAUGUUGUGAUGGUGCUGCUAACGGAAAUCCUGGUCAAGCUGGAGUUGGUUUUAUUGGCAGAGAUUAUGAAGGAAGAUAUGUAGGAGCUACGUCAGGUGGAUUGGGGAUUUCCACAAACUAUGUUGCUGAGGUAAUGACUUUAAUUAUUGCUGGUGAAUGGGCAGUGAGGAGUGGCUUUAUGGAUGUCUGUUUGAGUCUUGACUCAAAGGCAAUGAUAAUGGCCUUACUGCAAAUAAGAUACUUUGGAUUGUGA
This is a messenger RNA of Papaver somniferum (opium poppy), 465 nucleotides long. RefSeq lists its product as uncharacterized. Lineage: Eukaryota; Viridiplantae; Streptophyta; Magnoliopsida; Ranunculales; Papaveraceae. The transcript has a single exon. Bases 1 to 465 code for a protein of 154 amino acids. Gene Ontology annotation, molecular function: RNA-DNA hybrid ribonuclease activity; nucleic acid binding. The record is from RefSeq and is a predicted model, not a curated record.